AUGGCCGACCCUGGAAUGGAUUACGAGAACCCUGAGGGUGACCGCUACGAGGGUAUGCUAUUCUACCAUUGCUAUUUGAGCCAAUAUCAUCAAUCACGUACUAACACGUUUCCUUCCCUAGCAGAAGAAGCUCCUCGUUACCGCGAUCCUCGCAGCGCCUCCCCUCGCCCGACCGGUGAUGAUGGUCAUGAGCCUCGUCGCUCUGCCUCUCCCAACGGCCACGACGACCGUGGCCCACGUGAUCACGGAAGCAAGCGAGGUGGUGGUGGCGGCGGCGGCGGCGGCGGCGGCAACGGCGACGAUGAUGAUUCCUCCAUCAACCCUGGUUCCAACUUGUUUGUGACUGGCAUCCACCCCAAGCUUUCGGAAGGAGAGGUUACUAGAGUCUUCGAGAAGUAUGGUGAGGUUGAGAAGUGCCAGAUCAUGCGCGAUCCUCACACCAAGGAGUCUCGAGGUUUCGGAUUCGUCAAGAUGGUCACAUCCGACCAGGCUGACGCCGCUAAGGAUGGUCUCCAAGGUGAGGUCAUCGAAGGCCGCACAUUGAGCAUCGAGAAGGCCAGACGUGCCCGUCCCCGUACUCCCACUCCUGGCAAGUACUUUGGCCCACCUAAACGCGGUGAUCGUUUCAACGACCGUAGAGGCGGCGGCGGUGGUGGUGGACGUUACGGUGGUGGUUACGGCGGUGGACGUGAUGAUCCUUACCGUUAUCGCGGAGGUGGUGGUGGCGGCGGUGGCUUCAGAGACGACCGCGGUGGCGAUCGUGAUCGCAGCUACCGUGAUGACCGUGGCGGUUAUGGCCGAGACUAUGAUCGCGACCGCAGCUACCGUGACGACCGUGGUACCGGUUACGGCGGGCGUGACUAUGACCGUGGUGCAGGUUACGAAAGACGCGAGCGUGGUGCCGGCGGUGGUGGUGGUGGUGGUAGCGGCGGUGCCGGCGCUGGCGGCGAUGACUAUAGCCGCGGUUAUGGUGGUCGUGGUGGCGAUGACCGUGAAGCUCGCUAUGCUGGCGGUCGUGGCGGUGAUGAUCGUCGUGCCCCCGGGUACGAACGAUCAGACCGCGGUUACGACCGUGGCGACAGAGACGGCCCACGAACUCGUGAGCCUGCUGCUUCCGGUUAUAGCGAAUCCGCAUCCCGGCCUGAAGGUCGUGACGCCUACGCAGGUGCGCCCUAA
Truncatella angustata is the source of this 1176-nucleotide messenger RNA. RefSeq lists its product as uncharacterized. Gene Ontology annotation, molecular function: RNA binding. The transcript has 3 exons. Bases 1 to 1176 code for a protein of 391 amino acids. NCBI's taxonomy places the organism in Eukaryota, Fungi, Ascomycota, Sordariomycetes, Amphisphaeriales, Sporocadaceae. The record is from RefSeq and is a predicted model, not a curated record.